AUGGGUAGGAGAAACAUCUUUCUUUCCUGGUACUUUCCUGCUACAUAUGCAGCUACCACAAAUGGGUGGAUGGAAAAAGAAGUUUUUUAUAAUUAUUUUGAAAAAAGCUUCAUUAAAAGUACAAAUCCUACUCCAGAAAAUCCUGUUCUUCUAAUUUAUGAUGGGCAUUCAUCACACGUGGAUUUGAAACUAAUAGAUACUGCUAUAAAAAAUAAUGUAACAAUAAUGUUACUUCCUCCACAUUCAAGCCAUUUGUUACAGCCGUUAGACCUAGCUGUUUUUAAAUCUAUAAAAAAUGAAUGGGAUAAAAUAUUAUGCUCUUGGUGUAGAAAUCACCAGGGACAAAAAUUGCCUAAGUCAGAGCUUUCUAAAAUAAUUUGUAAUAUUUGGACAAAGCUUGAUCCACAAAUUAUAAAAAAUGGAUUUAGAAAAUCUGGGAUAUAUCCAUUUAAUCGUACUGUUGUAGAACGUUCCAAAUUUGACCCUCUGAAGCUUUCCAGAUAUGAUGAAAAUUGCCAAUCAGACAUAUUAUUACAUGACUUGCCUUCUACAAGUUAUACAACAACAGCAGAAGAGACUUCUACAAGUUAUACAUCUACAGCAGAAGAGCAUUCUACAAGUUAUACAACUACGUCAGUUAAUAUCGAUACUGCAGAAGAGCUUUCUAGAAAUUAUAUAACUACUGAUGUAGCAGAAGGGCCUACAAGCUACACUAAUAUUGAUAUUACAGAAUGUUUAAGUGCUGAAAAUUCAACUGGAAACAGUAAUAAUUUGUUUGAAAUACUUUUACUUAAUUCAAUGAAACAAGCCACAUUUGAAAAACAAACAAAACGAAAAAUCACAGGCGGUGCUUCUGUUAUUACUUCAGAAGAGGCAGUACAAAUCUUAAAAGAAAAAUCAAAUUUAAAAAACAUCCCAAAACAUAAAACUACAAAAAAAAAUUGA
Molecule: messenger RNA, 945 nt
Organism: Macrosiphum euphorbiae (potato aphid)
Lineage: Eukaryota; Metazoa; Arthropoda; Insecta; Hemiptera; Aphididae
Source: the annotation of a GenBank genome assembly